This is a messenger RNA of Saitoella complicata NRRL Y-17804, 2022 nucleotides long. RefSeq lists its product as uncharacterized. Bases 1 to 2022 code for a protein of 673 amino acids. Gene Ontology annotation, molecular function: oxidoreductase activity; copper ion binding. The transcript has a single exon. NCBI's taxonomy places the organism in Eukaryota, Fungi, Ascomycota, Saitoellomycetes, Saitoellales, Saitoellaceae. The record is from RefSeq and is a predicted model, not a curated record.
AUGAUCGCGCUCGCGGGUUUAAUCAUAUUCAUCGUCCUCGGAGUCUCCCUCGGUGUCGGGCUCGGCGUGGGUCUUCCAGAGCACGCCUCCCAUACAUCCACCGUCACUACCUCCUCGGCAUCAAGUUCGAGCGAUGUGAGUGGCAGUGGCCUACAAUCCUGGCAACGCGACACAGCAACCGAGUACACCCUCGACUUCACCUCCUGGAACACCACCUCCACCCCCCAAAUCCGCACAUACAACCUAACCCUCACCAUGCUUUCCCCCUCCAACUCCUCUUCUGACUCCCAACCCGCUCCAGACGGUGGCCCAGCGCGUCCGAUGCUCCUCAUCAACGGCGAAUAUCCCGGCCCACUAAUCCGCGCAAACCUGAACGACACACUACAGAUCACGGUUAAUAAUCAGAUCGCGGACUGGCCAAUAAGCAUGCACUGGCAUGGCCAAUACCAAAACUCCACGCCUUGGUUCGACGGCACGACGGGGAUAACACAAUGUCCCAUCCCACCCAACGCGUCGCUAACGUACGACUUCACCGUUGGCCGUCCCGGGACGUUUUGGUAUCAUGCGCAUACGAGUAGUUUGUAUAUUGAUGGAUUGGUGGGGCCGUUGGUUGUGCAUGAUGGGGUUGAGGGAGAGGCGAGGGGGGAGGGGACGGAGUACGAUUAUGAGCAGGUCGUGCUUUUGUCGGAUUGGUAUCAUAGGUGGAGUACGGAUCUCGUUGCGAGUUACUUGGUGCCGGAUAACGAGAAUGUCGAACCGAUCCCCGACGCCGGACUCAUCAACGGCAAAGGCCUCUUCAACUGCUCCUCGGAUGUCUUCCUCUCCGCCCUCGACUCCGGCUCCGUCUCAGCCUGCAUCUCCACCUCCCAACGCAUGGGCUACCCCCUCCUCACCCUCAACGAAGGCCGUACCCGUCUCCGUCUCAUCAACGUCGGCGCCUUUGCCGAUUUCUGGGUCGGGAUGGAUAAUCACCCACUUACUGUCAUCGAAGCGGACGGAACGGAUGUUGAGCCUCUCAUUGUUGACCGAGUUCCUAUUGCGGUGGGGGAGAGGUAUAGUGUUGUUGUUGAUACGACGGGGGAGGCGGCGGGGUUUUGGUUUAGGGCGGAGAUGAAUGUGAAUUGUUUUGGGGAUGUGAAUGAGGUGCUUGAUCCGAAUAUUUUGGCUGCAGUUCGAGUUCUUCCGGCUUCGGCGUCGAGUAUGGAAAGCACGGUGGGAUCUACUCCGGUUAAUUGGAUCGCGGAGACGACUACCGGUUUACCGACGACGGAUGCGUGGGCGGGGACCUGGACGGGUCCGACAUGUCGGGAUCUGGAUCUGAGUCAGCUCGUGCCCGCGGUGGUGGAGCAAGCUCCUGUUGCGAGUCGGUUGUUGACGAUUGAUGUCUCUUUCCAGAUCGGUGCGAAUGCUGUUGAUUUGGGGUAUAUGAACUCGACGGCGUGGGUACCGACGGCAUACACCCCCACACUCUCCGCAUUCGCCGGGAACGGAACGAAUCAAACGAGUGUUGACGCAGAUGAGGAGGGGUGGAUUGUUGGGAUGGAUGAGGUGGGUUGGAAUGCCAAUAAACAAGGUCAAUGGGUCAUCCCCAUCUCCGACGGACCCCCAGAUGAGGGGCGGGAAAUCGAAGUCAUCGAUCUCGUCAUCAACAACCUCGACGACGGCUCCCACCCCUUCCACCUCCACGGCCACCAAUUCUACAUCCUCGCUCAAGGCCCUGGGGCACUCCAGCAAGAUCCCACGUACUAUACCUCUCUAACUGCAAACCACACUCUCCUCUCUAAUCCGAUGCGGAGGGAUACAGUUACGGUUGAGAGUUAUGGGCAUGCGCUGAUUAGGUGGGUUGCGGAUAAUCCGGGGGUGUGGGCGUUUCAUUGUCAUAUUGCAUGGCAUGUUGCGGCCGGGUUGAUGGUGCAGUUUGUGGAGAGGGGGGGGUUGUUGGGGGAGUGGGAUGUUCCGGACGAAGUGGCACAGUUGUGUGACGCUGGGGGGUGGAGGCCGGAGGUUGAGAUUGGAGGGUGA